UUAACGACAUUUCUAGCGCGUGCGGAAUGACGCGCCGGUGAAUUUAUAUUUUUAUAAAAUUGACGUAAUUUUUCUGUGCACACGCUGUGUUGAGGUUCAUAAUGGCCGAUCGAGUCGAUUCAAUGUCGGACGCGGAGCUACGCACAAAACUUGCGGAGCACGGCUUCCCGAUCAUGCCGGUCACCGCUUCGACUAGAAAGCUGCUAGUGAAAAAGUUAAAAAUGGUCCUCGAUAGCAAAAAGCCUCGCAACAGCGUCGACAGUAAGGUCGAAAAUAGACGAUCCCUUGCGAGGUAUUCGAGCGGCGAGGAGUCGGACUUGGAUACGACGGCCGCCAAAGAGAAACGCAACCGUCGGGCGACGACGGGCGGGGCGAUGCUGCCACCGGUGACCACGAAAGCGCGGCGAGCACCCGCCAGGCGAGACUCGCCCAAACGGGACGACAAGGGCUCGGAGUCCGAGGAGGAAAAGCCGCCGGUCCGAACGCACGAGGAGGUGGAGACGGUGACGACGCGGCGCGUCACGCGCACUUUCGCCGCCGACCAGGACGACUACGAGACUGGCUCCGACAGCGACGUCGACAGCAACAAGAAGACUUCCAGCCCUUUCCGCAGCAGCUCCCGGUCCAGCGAGCACAACAUAUCGAGCACGCUGCCGGCCAACGACGUCGCCUCGCCCCCUAAAUCCUCGUUGUUCUCGCGGCCCUCCAUAUCUACUACAAACUACUCCACUUUGACGUCAUCUGAUCAUCUCAAUUCUAUAAGGUCGAGGCUGGGCCUGACCUCCUCCCUGGCCGAUCGCCCGUCCUCCAGUAGCUACACGUCGAGCUUUGCAUCCAACGCUUAUCAGCCUUCGACCUCUGUCGAUGAAGUAGAAUCUCCGUACUUGAGUAACUUCACGAGACGCCUGUCGGCUCUCAAGGCGGAACCCCAGAAGCCUAGCACGUUCCUGGACCGUGACAACUCCAACGGUAGCACUGUUCUGCCCCGCAGAUCUUACGCCUCCGGCAUAUCUAGAUCCGACGCUGUCGAUUACAAAGCUUCUAGUGACAAAAACUUUUUGAAGAACAAUCUCGUCUCUCUGGCCCUCGUAGCGCUGGUUGCUCUUUUUUUUUUUUGCUUGUUCUUUAUGUAUAUAGUUAAGAAAAACGAUAUCACAUCUGUGGUGGACGACCAGAACAGUGUAAUACCUAUAUGUCAAUUAAAUAUACCAGGAAAUAGGGCGGGGAUCAACUGUGUGCCUCGAGAUCAGGUCAGCUUCGCUAAGGAUUUACUUAAGGCCAUACAUCCGGAGUUGACCAGCCGAGCCGCUUCUUACAAGUGCGGGAAACCAGGGGCUCUGCCUUACUUAACUGACAAAGAGAUUAUGGAUUUGGCCAGUAUGAGGACUGACAAGGGAGAUGUGGCUCAGUACAGAACAGACCUUCACAACCUCCAAGUGCUGCUCGUGCAUAAUCCCAGAUGGGGUAUCAAUGUUGUUCAGCUGAAAAAUAUAUACACCAAUGAGGUUGACUACUCUCCAAUCACUACAACUGACAUGGUCCUGCAACAGCGAGCAAAGGGUACCGUCGCCUUGGCUCUCUCUGAUCCGGCUACACCCAUUUCUUGCUUAUUUAUAAACACCCUGUACUCUGCUGGCUCCACGAUAAUCUUGAUUGCUGUUCUGACAUUAGUCCUCCUAGGUUUGCAAAGAUUUUACAAGUACACUGUAAACUAUCAAAAAAAGAAAAAUGAAGAAAUUUAUUCUAUGGUGGAGCAAAUCAUCGAUGUGAUAUCACAGGAAACAGAGGAGAGUGGUGAACCUUACAUAUCUGUAGACCACGUCCGCGACACUCUCAUAUCUCCCCAGAAUAGAGAGAAGAUGGCGUCCACCUGGGAUGCCGCCGUUAAAUUUAUCCAAAAAAAUGAGAGCAGAGUUCGAAUGGAGGUGCAGUCGGUGGACGGAGAGGACUGUAGAGUAUGGAGGUGGGUAGCUUCUCACAGCAGCCCCAAAAGAAGCACCUCGUGGCAAGGUCAGGCUUUUGAAACUCAGGAGGGUUCAGUGAACAACCUGACUAUAUCUCCGACUCCUUGCCUCAAAAUCCGUCACAUGUUUGAUAAGAACGAUGCCAACCCUAACCUGAGGAAUGUUAUCCAAGAUGUUAUCCUCGAGAAGUGUGACCAGUGCAACAUCCUCCACAUCGACAUUGAGAAGACAUCCUGCUGUGUUUAUGUGAAGUGUGCAUCCCCUGCUGAUGCUGGUAUUGUGUACAAGAGUUUGCAUGGCUGGUGGUAUGAGGGUCGGCUGAUCACUGUAAAGUACCUGCGUUUGGAGCGCUACAUGCAGAGGUUUCCCUACUCUCCGUCUUCUGGGCCCUACCUUAAACCGCGGCAAAGAUCUACUUGGGAGGAAUGAAAUGUAAUGCUAUAACAAUGCUACAGACAUUGUAAAGCACACUUGAUAUUACUAGCAAAGUUUUAUUAUUUAUUGUGACACACCAAAAUUACAAUUAACCUUGCUUUCAUGGACAGGGCGUAAUACUAUUCUUAGCCAACUAAUAAAGAUUAUAAAGUAGGAUUUCUAAUUUUGUUAU
Aricia agestis (brown argus) is the source of this 2571-nucleotide messenger RNA. Its product is annotated as inner nuclear membrane protein Man1-like. Gene Ontology annotation, biological process: negative regulation of BMP signaling pathway; nuclear envelope organization. Bases 102 to 2393 code for a protein of 763 amino acids. Lineage: Eukaryota; Metazoa; Arthropoda; Insecta; Lepidoptera; Lycaenidae. The record is from RefSeq and is a predicted model, not a curated record. Gene Ontology annotation, cellular component: nuclear inner membrane. Gene Ontology annotation, molecular function: chromatin DNA binding. The transcript is spliced from 2 exons.